Molecule: messenger RNA, 1681 nt
Organism: Bolinopsis microptera
Lineage: Eukaryota; Metazoa; Ctenophora; Tentaculata; Lobata; Bolinopsidae
Exons: 7
Coding region: 324-989 (221 amino acids)
Biological process (GO): signal transduction; positive regulation of protein phosphorylation
Cellular component (GO): cytoplasm; nucleus
Molecular function (GO): protein kinase activator activity
Source: RefSeq, a predicted model, not a curated record
AGCGCUACAACAGACCAUGAUGAGAUGAAUUAUUUGAACCUACCCCUGCUCAAAACCUUCUGAAUCUACCUGUUCUGUCACAAGUCAACCAGAUCAACGCUCCUUGGAAUAUCAACUCCUUGGUUACCAUAGUAACCGUGGUGUUACUUGGAUUAUCAACUCCUUGGAUUGUGGUUUUCAAACACCUUAAAUAACAUAUUUUCUGGAGUAUUCUUGAAAAAAUCUUUGAAAUUGGUUGAAGAAGAGGUGUUAAAGGUACGUGUGGCGGGGUGCACCUAAGGGCUGCGCUGGGUGAUUCUUGGAGAGGGUGCACCGCACUGGUAAUGAAGAGUGCCUCUUACAUCUACAACUCUAUUCUAAGAUCAAAACGGAAGAAAACGACUGAAGAUGCGCCGAACAGGAAUGGAGAAAAAGAGAAACUUUGCUUGCAGGAUCGACACGUGACAUGCAAGCUCCACAGAGACGAUCUUAAGACUUACGUACAGUUACCAAAGGGCGUAGAAGAGGAAGAAUGGAUCGCUACUCACACGAUUAAGUUAUACGACAAUCUGCAGCUAAUAACGAACUGCCUGACAGAGUUUUGUACAGCGGAGAAUUGUCCUGUCAUGUCUGGCGGACAGAAUCUUAUAUUUUAUUGGGUUAGUGAGCGAAACAAGAAAAUGCGACCCACGGCUCCGACUUAUAUUGAAAUGGUCAUGAGCUGGACGGAGAAACAAAUCAAAGACGAAAAUGUCUUUCCUACCAAAUAUGGUAAUCAGUUCCCUCCUACGUUUAAAGACACUGUGAGGAAAAUGUUCAGAUUCUUUUUUCAUAUAAUAGCUCACAUAUAUUACUCCCACUUUCAAGACGUGAUAAAUUUCGAGUUAGUACCACACCUGAACACUCUAUUUCACCACUACGUGCUCUUCUCCCAAGAAUUUAACUUAGUGGAAGACAAAGAAAUGGCUCCCCUAGAGACCCUUAUUAAUCUGCUAAUUGGUACUAAUUAGUCCUUAAAGGGGAUAAUUACUGACUGAUUAAUCAUUGGUCGGUGGGAGUUAGCUGAAAGAGUUGUGAACUGAAUGAAUGGUCUGGGUAGAGAUUCGGGUCCGAUCAUGUAAGAUAGGAAUUUCAAGAACGAUAGUCUGAGAAGUCAUGAAAUCCUGGGGCUGUAGUUUCGGUAAAAUAACCCUGAAAUCUAGAUAAAGAGCAAAUUGGAGAUUUGUCAUCCUUUUUAGGUUUGACUAUAGCUAAGCUUAACACCGCUCAAAGUCAAAGCUGUUAUUCUACCGAGCAAAACUGAAAACUUGUUGCCCGACAUGAUAAUUAGGGAUAAUUUGAUUAUUAUCAGUUAAUUAUAGGAUCGGGAGUAGAAAUGUUGAUUAAACGCGGGGCGUGGAAUGUAUUUGUGUGGGUCACGUGAUAUUGUUGUCUUUGUCACCUGUUGCCUUGGCAACAAUCAUCUCUGCUUUCAAUGAAGGGACAAAAUUUGUCCGAGUAACGAUAUUCAUAUAUCCUUAUAUAUUUGUUUUCAACGACCUGAGACAACAGUUAUCAACAACAUUGUUGUAAAAUAUGUUGUGUAGUUGUAUUGUUGUUUUUUUCUUGCGUCGAAAUAUAUGAUAGAUUUCUUAUUUGUGUUUUGUACGACUAUGUCUAUAUAUUCUAAAUGAAAAGAGAAGGUUGUAGAAAGUUUCCCCGA